UACGCGGGCUUCGCGCUGUCCGGCUUGGUCGGCUGCUCGGCGACGCACGCGGUGCUCGUGCCCAUCGACGUCGUGAAGACGCGGCUCCAGACGGACCCGGGGCGGUACGCGGGCGUCGUCGACGGCGGCCGGGCGAUCCUCCGCGAGGAGGGCCCCGGCGCGCUGUUCCUGGGCGCGGAGGCGACGCUCGCGGGCUACUGCUGGUACGGCCUCACGGUCUACCCGGGCUACGAGUUCUGGUCGCGGACGCUCAACGGCCUCCUCGCGCCCGCGGCGGCGGCGGAGUUCCACGCGGCCGUCGUGCUCCUCGCGGGCGCGCUCGCGACGGUGCUCGCGUGCGUCGGCGUCUGCCCCGCCGAGGCGCUCCGCAUCCGCGUCGUCGCGGACCCGGCGCGCUUCGCGGGCCUCGGGCUCGCGGGGAGCGCGCGGCGCGUCGCCGACGACGAGGGCGCGGACGCGUUCUACGCGGGCUUCCGGCCGCUCUUCAUCCGCCAGGUCAUCUUCGGCAUGGUCAAGUUCUUCUUCUUCGACUCGCUCGCCGACGCGAUCUUCGAGGCCGCGCCGGCCCUCGCCGACGGCGCCGGCGGGCGCCUCGCCGUGUCGCUCGUCGCGGGCCUCGUCGCGGGCACGGCGAGCUCGCUCGUGUCGCAGCCCGCGGACGCGGUGCUGAGCCGCAUCAACGCGGACCGCGGCGACCUCGGCGUCGCCGGCGCCGUCGAGGCCAUCUGGGGCGAGGGCCACGUCCGCGGCUUCUACCGCGGCGCGGGCGCGCGCUGCGCGUGGUCCGGCCUCGUCAUCUCGGGCCAGUUCGCGAUCUACGACGCGCUCAAGUCGCUCCUCUCCGUCGCGGGGCCGGACCUGACGCUCUUUCUCGACGUGGCGCUCUAA
Aureococcus anophagefferens is the source of this 888-nucleotide messenger RNA. RefSeq lists its product as hypothetical. The record is from RefSeq and is a predicted model, not a curated record. Lineage: Eukaryota; Pelagophyceae; Pelagomonadales; Pelagomonadaceae. The transcript has a single exon. Gene Ontology annotation, biological process: mitochondrial phosphate ion transmembrane transport. The annotation marks the transcript as partial. Gene Ontology annotation, cellular component: mitochondrial inner membrane. Gene Ontology annotation, molecular function: phosphate transmembrane transporter activity.